AUGCCUCGUCUAGCACCUCGACGCCCUUGCCUCAUAGUAUCUGCAAAUCGUCACACAUCACCGCCUCGCCUUGCGCCCAAUGCCUGCAUCAUGCACCUAGCGCCCUCUGUCAUUGCAUCUCGCCUGCCAAGGGCACUGACACCUAUGCCUUGUCUAGCACCUCGACGCCCUUGCCUCAUAGCAUCUGCAAAUCGUCACACAUCACCGCCUCACCUUGCGCCCAAUGCCUGCAUCAUGCGCCUAGCGCCCUCUGUCAUUGCAUAUCGCCUGCCAAGGGCACCGGCGUCUUGCUUGCCAAAACGCGCCAAUGUCCAUGCUCCCUCAUCGCUUGUGAACACCCGUGACUCUUCCUGCUAG
Messenger RNA from Ilex paraguariensis (yerba mate), 357 nucleotides. The record is from the annotation of a GenBank genome assembly. Lineage: Eukaryota; Viridiplantae; Streptophyta; Magnoliopsida; Aquifoliales; Aquifoliaceae.